AUGCAGAAUAUGAACCAACAGUUACCUAUGCAAAUGCAGAGACCAUAUGGCAUGCAUCCUGUUCAACAACAACCUAUGUUUGGCUUUCCUCCUAACCAACUGCCUCCUCAUCCUAUGGUCCCUCAAAAUCCAACGUUUUCUGGAAAUUCUCAGUUUGGUGUUGUGCCUGGAAAUCAAGUCAGGCCACCGAUUGCCCCAAAUCCGGCAGCCGGGAACCCAAAUGGUUUUGUAUCAGGUCCUUUUCCAUCUCAGCAGUUACAAGGGAAUACUUCUGUGCCACAUAAUACAAACAAUGCUCAAAGUUCUGCAUUUAGGAAUUCACAUUCACAGGAAAAUCCUAAUAGCAAUGUCAACACUAAUUUUGCAAACUCUAACUGGAAAGGAUCGCCAAACAAUAACUUCAAAGGAAACAGGAGAACUAAUGCUUGUGAGAAAAAAACAGGUCCCAACAAUGAGAGAGCAGGAACUUUUGGUUUAAAUUCUGAGGAACAUCAGCAGCAACCACAAAGAUCCUAUUCUGCGACUUAUUCUGAGCAAGAAAUUCUACGAUGGCGUGACGCACGGAGGAAGAAUCACCCUUCUAGAGAAAAAAAUGAGAAGACGCAGAGUGAACAAUCGAAAGACUCCAAGUGCAUUGAUAGAGAGGUUUUACAAAGAGAGCUCAAAGAGGUUUUAGCAAAGCAAGCUGAGUUGGGAGUUGAAGUUGCCGAAAUACCUUCAUACUAUCUGAAGAAUGCUGCAAAUCAAGGCCUUCAGAGUGAAGAGAAUGAAACCCCAUUUACCAACAAAAGAAAAUUCAAAAACAAGGCAAGAAGGAAUCCAAACAAAAGGCGUCGGAACGGCAAGAAGCAGAAGCUGGCUGACAAAGAUUUUUUACAAAACAAGAAGAAGCCAACUUUAUUACAGAAACUCUUGAGUGCAGAUAUAGUGAGGGAUCAAAGCUACCUGUUUCAGGUUUUCGGGUUCAUGACAGCGAAUUCGUUCUUGAAGGAUUAUCCUGAUAAGCCUCUGGUAUAUCCACCAGUUUUGGUAAAAGAAAUGGGGUCUGAAGUUUAUGAUGGAAAAAAACAUUUGCAUGGCGGAAAAGAUGUUGUUGAAGAUGGUACCAAGGGAAUAGUUGAAACACAACUUGUUGGGAAACAAACUCAUGAACAUAAAGAACAGGCAUGCUCUGUUAAGCAGGCUUGCGACAAAUCCAACAAUCCUAAUAUAAAAGAACAGGCAGGCUCUGUUAAGCAUGCCAGCAAAUUCCAAUGA
Messenger RNA from Lathyrus oleraceus (garden pea), 1257 nucleotides. RefSeq lists its product as uncharacterized. Gene Ontology annotation, cellular component: nucleus. The coding region runs from base 1 to 1257 and encodes 418 amino acids. Lineage: Eukaryota; Viridiplantae; Streptophyta; Magnoliopsida; Fabales; Fabaceae. The record is from RefSeq and is a predicted model, not a curated record. The transcript has 7 exons. Gene Ontology annotation, biological process: box C/D snoRNP assembly. Gene Ontology annotation, molecular function: RNA binding.